CGCGUCCUUUCAGCGCUCCGCUCCUCUCACGCGCUUUUCCUAAACUGAACGCAAGACGGACGGGUUCAUUUGCGAAGUGUGCAGGAGGAGAAGAUGCCUGGUGAUUGGCUGGAAGCUGCGGAGGAACUGGCCGACCAGUUCUUGCGUGUUACUAAACGCUUUCUCCCGCACAUCGCUCACCUGUGUCUGAUCAGCACGUUCCUGGAGGAUGGACUUCGAAUGUGGUUGCAAUGGACUGAGCAGAGGGACUACAUCAAUAUGUCCUGGGGUUGCGGCAUGUUCUUGGCAACGGUGUUUGUCCUCAUUAACAUGUUUGGCCAGCUAGCUGGCUGUAUUCUGGUCCUGACUAGAAAAUUUGUCCCGUACGCUUGUUUUGGACUCUUUGGGAUCAUCUUUAUUCAGACCAUUGUAUACAACAUCCUAUGGGAAGUGAAGUUUUUGAUGAGGAAUCUUGCUCUGGGUGGUGGCCUCCUGCUGCUUCUGGCAGAGUCUCGCUCUGAAGGGAAGUCCAUGUUUGCAGGCGUCCCCACCGUUGGGGACAAUUCCCCACGUCAGUACAUGCAGCUCGGAGGGCGCGUGCUCCUCGUCCUUAUGUUCAUGACCCUUCUAAGAUUCAACAUGAGUGCUUUUGCUAUUUUCCAGGACUUUUUUGGCUUGGCCCUUAUUCUGCUGGUAGCCGUGGGGUUCAAAACUAAGCUAGCUGCGCUCACGUUGGUCCUGUGGCUCAUGAUUAUAAAUGUGCUUCAGAAUUCUUUCUGGAAUGUGCCCAGUUACCGUCCGCUUCACGAUUUCCUGAAAUAUGAUUUCUUCCAAACCAUGUCUGUUGUGGGAGGGCUGCUGCUGGUCGUAGCACUGGGGCCUGGUGGAGUCUCCAUGGAUGAACACAAGAAGAAAUGGUGAUCUGCAAACUCCCCUUUCUAAGUAGGACAUAUUUUACAUACCCACGCCGAGAACUGCCAACUUUCAGAGUUCCUUACAACAGCACUUGCCGGUCCGGCAUUGGAACCUUCUGCCGAAGUAACACAUCAGGGGGCGCUCAGCACAUAUGUCUUCGCGAGACACUAAGAUGCCAUAUUGUACGGUCAAUGACCCCUUUACUCAAUGCCGAUGGCAUCUCACUUUGUUAUAAAACAAUUGGGUGACAUUUCUCUUUUGCAAAAGAUAAUCCAGUGUUACAAUAAGAAUUAUUUUCAGAUAUCUUGCUUGCCCAUUUGUAAUUCUCUGUAUUCCAUAACACUAUCCCGCUCAAGUACCCUAUACCUUUGUCACAACCUACAUAUGGCUGUUAGGGUGCUAACGUUCUUCUUCUGUGAAUCUCCAUGAGACGGAGCUACCGGUUUAUGAAAUGAGCGCUAAGCAGGUCAAGCGGCUGAUCGCAGAUUGUAGUGCCGAGUAUAUUUAAAAGUAUUUUUAAAGAAGAAAAAAAGUGAAUUACAAUUAUACCUGUUGAAUAUUUUUUUUUUUACCAUGACUAUGAAAGUAUAUUGCUUAAAUAAUCAUAUCUUAACAAAUACUGUGUAAUAAAACAUUGCCCAGAAAUUUAUUUUGUGCUAAAUUAUGUACAAUACACGGCGGCUACAACCAGAAAAUAAAAGUAGUGUAGACAA
This is a messenger RNA of Spea bombifrons (plains spadefoot toad), 1607 nucleotides long. RefSeq names its product surfeit locus protein 4-like. Bases 94 to 900 code for a protein of 268 amino acids. Gene Ontology annotation, cellular component: endoplasmic reticulum; endoplasmic reticulum-Golgi intermediate compartment; membrane. Gene Ontology annotation, biological process: Golgi organization. The record is from RefSeq and is a predicted model, not a curated record. NCBI's taxonomy places the organism in Eukaryota, Metazoa, Chordata, Amphibia, Anura, Pelobatidae. The transcript has 6 exons.